UUUUGCGACCAUCAAAUCCGCCGCAAUAGAGAAGGAACUGGAGUGAUAUAGUAAGGGUACGGCUACGGGAGUGAAGAACCUGAAUUAGGGCACGACUCAACCCUUGUCCAAACACCACCGUCACCAGCCUCAGAGCUCCUCUGUUCGACUGCUUCUCGGUGCUCCUCUGGUCCAAUCGAACUGUUGACUGUCGAAGAUGCUUCACAGUGCCUUCUUCUUCUUCUUCCUCUGUUGACGACGACACCAGCGCUGGCUUCUCAGUGACUUCUUCUUCUUCUUCUUCGGCGCUCCUCUGGUUCUCAGUUCUACCACCAUCAGUCAGCCACCGCCUCUGCUCAACUGCCCCUUCCCCUGUUCCCAAGCUCAGGGCAGCGGAGAAUGAAGUUAGAGACAGGAAGUCUCAAAGAUGGUAGAUGCAAUGAUGGAAAAGAAAAAGAGAAGGUUCACUUUCUGUGCUGAUAAAGUGAUUAUGCUGGUCGUGUAAGUUGACACAGUUACACAACUAUUCACAGAUACAUGUACACAUAUAUUAUUUGUUGUAUCUUGUUGCUCAUUUGUUUUGAGGAGAUUAUUGAGGAGUUUGAGAAACUUGAAUUAGAAACUUGUGCAAUUAAACAAGUCUAAGUCAGUUUUUCUUUAGCUGAUUACCGAGAAACCCAGCAUGCAAGGGGACAAGUUAAAACGUCACGUCGUUUAGUCAGAUUCCUUGGAAUUGGAUUAUAGAAACAAACGCACCGUUAGCUCCAUCGUCCUCCAACAACACGAUGACGAUGACAAUUGUACCCUCCCUUCACUUCUUGCUCCCUCAGAACCCAAAACCCUUCCAAAUCCCUAAUUUUAUGCUGAAAACCCACUACACCCCUUUUAAUUUCAGACCCCAAUUUUCCCGGGAAACAAACACCCCUCCUUCCUCCACCGACCGCGGCCUCAUUUUCCAGGAAAAAGUUCAGUACCUCGAGAAUCUCAAAGUGAACCCACAGAAAGCCUUCCAAGUAAACCCUAACCUCCGAUCCACACCACUUUCCACCGUCAAAUCCGUCGAGCAAUGCCUCUCUUCCAUGGGAAUCCACCGCUCCGCCAUGGGAAGAAUCCUCGACAUGCUCCCGGAGCUUCUCAACCGAGACCCCGCCACGGACCUCUAUCCGAUCCUCGAUUUCCUCCUCAACGACGUCGGUAUCCCUUACCCCGAUGUUCACAAAUCGAUCUCGCGGUGCCCUAGGCUCUUGAUCUGCAGCGUGGAGGAUCAAUUGAAGCCAACCCUAAAAUUCCUGAUGAAAUUAGGGUUCACCGGUUCGAAUUCCCUCACGUGCCAGAACACUGUGCUACUUGUUUCGAGCGUGGAGGGAACGCUCGUUCCGAAGAUUGAGUUCUUGAAAAGCUUGGGGCUUUCGGAAUCGGAGGUUAAUUGCAUGGUUGUGAGGUCCCCUGCUUUGUUAACCUACAGUGUAGAGAAGAAUUUGAAGCCUAAAGUUGAGUACUUUUUGAAUGAGAUGAAUGGAAACGUUUUAGAGUUGAAUCGGUUUCCACAGUAUUUUUCAUUUAGCUUGGAAGGGAGGAUUAAGCCAAGGCAUAAGGUGUUGGUUGAGAAUAGGGUGAAACUACCUUUACAUCUUAUGUUGAAGGGUGAUGAUGGUGUUUUCUAUGAGACACUGAUUAAUACCCGAUUAAGAAAGCUUGAUGGAAGGUAGUUGUUGUAAAUUGGUUCUUGGUGAGAAUGGAAGAAGUAUCAUUCUUUUUCUGCUAUGAAUUGACAGUAUGAAGCAUGGUUUCUCAUCAAAAUGGUGGUGGAUGGAGAGUGGAUCGGCAUGGCUUCAUCGGAAAUAAUUUUCGAAAAAAUGUUGGAAAUGCGACGAAAGCUUGGCCAUUUAAAUCCAUACUUGUUUGGUUUGUGUUAUACAGAUAAGAGGACUGCUUGUUAUUUGAUCAGAAGAGCCAUGAUCGAUGGAUUCCUUCCACUUCCUCCACUCUGUAGCCAAAAGAAAAAAGAGGAUAACAAACGUAUCUUUUAAUAGUUUUGCUCAGAAUAUAGUGUGUAGUACUUUAUAAUAUGUGCAAUUUUGAUUGUCUUUGUGAUUAUGAAACCAGAGAUAUAAUCUUUUUGUUAAUAAUACCUGCUUAAUUUUCUCCGACAUUCACUGUCCGAAACUAUAUUGAAGGAUGUUUGUGGAAUAUUUCAGCGGCGAUUUUUGUGUAAUAUUAUGCAUGAUUUUAUUGGCUGCAUCUUUGAGAUGA
Arachis stenosperma is the source of this 2232-nucleotide messenger RNA. RefSeq names its product transcription termination factor MTEF1, chloroplastic. NCBI's taxonomy places the organism in Eukaryota, Viridiplantae, Streptophyta, Magnoliopsida, Fabales, Fabaceae. Gene Ontology annotation, biological process: regulation of DNA-templated transcription. The coding region runs from base 765 to 1688 and encodes 307 amino acids. The record is from RefSeq and is a predicted model, not a curated record. Gene Ontology annotation, molecular function: double-stranded DNA binding. The transcript has 4 exons.